AUGAGGUUUAGUUUCCAACAUGCGCUCUCAGGGCUUUGGCUCCUCUUUUCGAUUGCCUUUGUUGCUGGUAGUCCAGUAAACAAUAUUCACAGCCUACAGCGUCGCGACACGAAUGUCACGGCGCCAGUCAACAGAACGAUGCCUUUUGGUACCAUCAAGACUAGCCAAGACGGAUACAUUGUGCGGGCCACUUUCGACCACGGACCGAUCAAUAUCAUGGACUGGUCGAUGGUACAAGACCUUGCGACAUUCGUCGACUCUCUGAAGAAUGAUUCCUCUGUGAAGGUAGUCAUAUUUGACAGUGCGAAUCCCGAGUUCUUCAUCGCUCAAUUCUCAUUGUUGAAACAUCCAAAUGUGCCUGCUCCAAUUGACCAGGUGAAGCUAUUUCUAAAUGCGACUGAGGCAAUUGCAACGCUGCCGAUCGUGUUCAUUGCCGAAAUUGCCGGUAGAGCUCGCGGUGCGGGAAACGAGUUUAUUCUGCAAUGUGAUAUUCGAUAUGCGGCCAAAGAUCGCGUCUUCCUUGGAAACUUUGAAACAGCUCUUGGUAUGAUUCCAGGUGGUGGAGGUAUCUCAUACUUGCUCAAUCUUGUCGGAAGAGCAAAGGCGAUGGAGUAUGUCAUCUCCGGUAAAGAUAUAGGAGCUGAGGAUGCGGCCGCUGUCAAUUGGAUUAAUGGCGCUUAUGAGUAUUCAGAGUUGAGCUCUGUUGUCAACAAUUUUGCUCAACGUGUUGCAAAGUUCCCUGCCGACGGUAUUGCAGCAGCAAAAGCACGGAUUAAUGUUGGCAAGCCGCCUUUUCAGGAAAUCCUGGAUGACUAUAAUGCCUGGGUAGAACUUGCAAAGACACCUGCCGCUCAAGACCUUGUCGCAAAGGAAAUGAUUCUGUCUCAGAACGAAGGAUACACGGAGUAUCAGCUCUUCGAAGGCGAUGAGGUCAUGGAGGUCUAUAACAUGUAA
Molecule: messenger RNA, 954 nt
Organism: Xylona heveae TC161
Lineage: Eukaryota; Fungi; Ascomycota; Xylonomycetes; Xylonales; Xylonaceae
Product: ClpP/crotonase
Exons: 2
Coding region: 1-954 (317 amino acids)
Biological process (GO): fatty acid beta-oxidation
Molecular function (GO): enoyl-CoA hydratase activity
Source: RefSeq, a predicted model, not a curated record